AGACAGGACAACGUAAACACAGUUUCUUCUUGCUUAUUAAUGGAUGGAAAUAGGAAUUUUGAAAUUUACAGGAAUAAAAUAAUUUUCAAACACUUUUGAAAGAAUAAUUAUUAACUUUAUACAAUCAUUUCUAGUCCAUUAUUGCAUGGGUGAAUAUAGUAUGGAUACUACCAUUACAAUUUCAAGUAAACACGUGAAAAAUAAAUCCGAUUUCCUACAUUUAACUUACAAUGCUGGAAAUAACGAAGAUGCUAUUAUAUCUGUUGAUUCCUCAAAUUUUGGUCAAAGUGGUACUGUAACUUGGGAUAAAAAAUGUUCUACUAUAUCUAAUAUAGAAAAAGUUACAAAUUGGAUGAAGCAUAGUGAUAAAGAAUGUGUUGAAGAAGAAUUGGUUGAAUUUACCAAAAGCAAUGAAGAUGAAACAAAGAGUUUAAUCCUUUUUAGGUGUGAUUUCAACAAAUCUACCAAGAUAUCCAAAUACUAUCCCAACAACUCUUUUAAUAAAACAUCUUUAAUAAGUUACUUCAAGGAUGAAAAUGGUACCUCGCAAAAUUCCACAAAAGUAUCAACAAAUAUGGAAAAUAAUAUUAAAGUAUCAGAACAGAAAUUAUCUGCAUAUGAUGAUCAGUCAAAAAAAACUGAAAUGCCUUCAAGCAAAAUCUCACAGUCAGACAGGUCUUUCACCAGUGAAAAUAAAUCAGACAAUACAGAUGAAGUACCUUUAAGUCCAGAGACUCGCAAGAAGGAACUUUGUCACUAUUUACAGUUGAUGAAUCCUUCUGAUAAAAAAGAAAUAUUAAUUCUUCAAAAUCGUAGGUCGUCACGAGUAAGAAAUUUAGCAGAACAAAAACAAUUUCAAGAAAAAUUGAAGGAAAUAAACAAUGAUAAUGAGAAAGACAAAACUGAAUCAAUAGAAAAAUCUGUAACUCUAAAAUCAUUUAAAGAACUUAAUGUACAUAUAAAUAAACUCGAAGAUGAAGAGAAAUUGGAUAAAACUUUUAAACACUUUGUGUUUCCUUUUCCUCCAGAACAUUUAUCAGAAGUUGUGAAUGAUUUUGACAUUGUAAUGUACAAAUUAGUUCCAAAGCUGAAAAGAUUUUGUAGGUAUAAGAAUAUUCCUUAUUUAACAAAAAAUAAUACACAAGUCAGAUCUUUGCGUAGUCAUAAUAUUAUUACCAAGAAAUCUACAGAGAAGAAGCAAAUUUCUAAGAAAAAUAGAACAAGAAAAUCCAAAUCAGUACCACCAUCUUCAAUAAAAUCUAGACAAAAUUCUCCUAUAUCAACAAGAUCUACAAGAUAUGUUUCUCCUUCUAAAUCUAUAAGUUCACAAUGUGAAAUAAUUUCAGUAGGAGAUAACCAUGAUGAUGACAAUGUUGAUGUUGAUCAAAUAAUGGAUGAUAUGAUAGAUUUUGAAAAACUGAGUGAUGAACAUAAGAAAUGUUUAAUAGAAAGUAGAAUUUUAUCUACAAAACCAUUUCAGCCAAGUUAUAACAAUGAAAACAUUGGCCUUAAUGUGAUAAGUCCAUUGUAUGGAUUCAGUAAAACAGAUACUAAUGAAAUUAGUAAAAUAUGUGAAAAGUAUAAAAAGUCCAUUUCUUCGGGAUUUGUAAAUAAUAUAUGCAAAGAACUAAAAGACAGUAAUGUAAAUGUGACAAAUAUACAAAAGAAUAACGACAAUGAAGACAAAAACAAUAAAUUGGAAACUUCUCAAGUAUCAGGUGGUAAUACAUAUGUAAUUCUUAAUAUUCAUACACCUAACUCGUCAGAAGACAUAACGCAAACAUCGGAACAUUCCAGUAACUCAUCCUUUCAGGAUCAUGAUUAUGCUAGUUGUCCUAGUAAGAACAGUGAAAGUCGUGAUAAUGAUGAUUUGGAGAUUAACACUCUCACAGGCAACCACUUAGAAGUCAAUACUAAAACAAUUACCAAAAAUAGUAAAUUUGAAAUACUGCCAUACAAAAAGUCCGAUGGAACAAAAUCACUGCAUAAGAGUUUGCAAUUUAAUUCUAGGAAGAGAAAUAAAUUAGUAAAUUCUACAAUGCCCCACGAAUGGGAUAUAGGCACAUCUCUCAAGCCAACUCUCAAAAAACAAUCUCAUUAUAUUAGAAUUAGUCGAGAAAACGGCUGCAUUUUAAAAGCAUUUUAUAUUGGUUAUAAUUUAAUUAUAUGUCAAGAGUUUUUGGUAUCAUUCUGGAUGCAGACACCUCUAGGUAAUGUACUUGGAUCACAAAAUAUGUGGAUUCCAAGAGGUCAGACUCAAAGAAUGGUUUUAAAUAACCGAUGUCUCCAAAAAGACUCAAUGGAAAAGGUAAUAUGCUUAGAAACAAGUGUAGUUUAUAUUGAAUUGUGGAUGAAAGAGCAUAAAUCUGAAAUGAGACAAGGUCCUGUAGCAGAUGUAUUUGUUACUGCUUACUUUUGGAAACAACGUCAAAAUGGAUUAGAUAAGAAAGUUUUACAGUUGGAAAACAUUAAUGGGUUUGCAGAUGACGUCCAAUACUGUGUGAUGAGGCGCUUACCUAAAAUUAUUGUUAGCUGGCAUUCAACUUGCGACGAAAGUGUUUCACCGAGGAAAACAUUCAUUCAUGCAUAUCAGUUGGCGUCUGACUACCAAACAGUUUCGAAUAUUUUUGAUAUAGAACCCGUUUCUCAUUACGUUUCAUCUUUACAUAAUAUUGAUGAUUUUGAUGAUCUCAUUAUGGGAUGUGGAGAAAAUAAAAUUACUUUGUGGAAUAUUGAAUUUGGACAUAUUAUCGCUACUAUUGAGUUAAACGAAAUUAAAACACCAUUAUCUACAUUAUGGGUAAAAUGUGAUAGGGGAUUUCUAUUUGCUCUUCAACAGUGUGUGGAUAGAGAAUUGAGGCUAAUAGCAAUAAACGGUAUCAAUCACUCAUGGAAAAAAUUGGCAAGCUAUUUUCCCCCAGAAGGAUUUGACAGAUUGAAAGGGGUAUGCAUUGAGAAUGGAUUGCUAUUAUCAUUUUACGACCAAGGCAUUUUAUGUUGGAACGCCGAAACAGGAGAGCCUAUUGAAGAAAUUAAUACAGAACAUGACCUCAUCCUUUCUGGUGUCCAUAUAAUUCGAUUAGAAGAUGAUCAAGUUAUCAUUAAACACGUUUUAGCACAUCUUCUAUCAUUAUCGAUGGAAGAAUCAUGAAAUUAAACAGUUUCAACAAUCGUUCAAUAUAAGUUAGGACUGCUUAAAAAUAUGAACAAUUGGAAUCAAAGUGUUACUAAAAGUAUUACCGAUUCUAGAUUAUUUUGUUAAUUGUGGAGAACGUCAUUUAAGGAAGCAAAGAUAUAAUUUUAGGUGUUUUAUACAGGGCGAUCGCAAAUUGUGUAUUUCUAACUAUAGAUUCUAUCUUGCAUCUUUCAAUUGUUCAAUUUGAGAGUGUUUUAAUUAUAGGUCUGAUUUCUUUCAGAAGUUAAGGAAACACAAUUUAUUAUUACACUGUAUAUUAAUAUUUUUAACUUUUAAUAAAUCGAUCAAAGGGAAUAUUUGCAAUAUUAAAUUAUUUGAUAUUUUUAAAAAAGGGUCGAAGUUUAGUAUAUUACUAUAUUAUUAUAUUCAUAAUAUUAUUUCAAACAAUUUAAAACUUGUAAUUCAGUACUCCACCCAUAAACUUUAACAGUACAUAUAUCUAAUAAAAUUUAGAAUAAAAUUCUAAGCUCAUUCUUGAAAUAAAAUAUGUCUAUUAUCUUUAAAGUUAAGUUUAAAGUUCACAGUAGGAAAAAAUGUGUAGUUGUAAGUUCAUCAUUUCAGUUUUUUUUCUUCAUAUUUUCCAUUAGAAACUUACAUUUUCAUUCAUCAAACUUUUUUCCACAUUUGCACAUGGAGUUAAAGUCUGCUAUCUAGGAAUAAGUACUGAAACAUUUUUUUUUUAUAUUAGAUAUAUCAGUUUGUUACAAUGUAAAUUUUGUUAUAGAAAUGAAAACAAAAAAAUUACCUAUCACAAAUUACAUUUUUGACUAUCGUAUCAAACAAAUCCGAUAUCAAUGAUCGUAUCUACAUUUUUUUGAAUUAAUGAUUCUGAUUGCCCGAUUGAACCUCCUGUUUUGUUUAAUUGACUAGCAAUUGAACCAUGGAGACUACCUUUCGUGUUAUUUCUGAUGCUAAUCUGAAAUAACAUAUAAUUGUAAUGUGGUUUUAAAUUUUGUAUUUCAUAACUGAGCAGAAUAGUGAUUCAUAUUUUGGAAAAAGAUUAAUAUAAGUUUGAAAUAGCUUACAUAACGUCGGUGAGCUACUAAUACCAUGUAUCUACAAAUUUCGAACUUUACAGGAGACAAAAAACUUAUUUAAAUGUUUAUUUCUCAUAGCCGAUUGGUAUUCAGUUAAGAAAUACUUAAAAAUACAUAAAUUGCAUACACUUAGGAGAUUUCUCUUUCGAUGAAUGUUGGUAUUGCUGCACAAUAAACAUUUUUCUGUUCAAUAUUGUGUUCUCUGUCACGACAAGGAAACAAAACAAAAUUUGGUAGUUGAUAGAUUUUUAACAUUGUAUAAUUUCAUAAAAUAUUUUUUCAAUUCAUUUUUAAAUACAAAGCAACAGAACAUCGAACAACUUCAUAAACAUUAUAAACAAAUUUAAGAGCUAAAGUGGAAAAAGAAACUAUCCACUCUGAAAGCAUAUUAAUGCGGGAUAGUAUCGUAAAAAGCAUGACAAUCAGAUUUUAAUACGCUUUUUAAACUCUGCAAAUGCUUGAACUUUUUUUCUGAAACCGAUAACUUGUUUGAAUUGAGACUUGGAUAAUUUGUUAAAAGGGCAACUAUUUUCGCUCAACGAUGACCAUUCACAAAUCUUCAAAGUUUUUACUUCAAUUAUACCGUUAGGAGUAUAUUUUAUUUGUUUUAAAUCAGUUACUGUCGGAUCGUCCACUUUUUUACCCGGUCUGAUUGAUGAGUAUCGCAGAAAUUGACUUUUAGAAAAAUCUUUUAAGAAAGUAUGAUCAACAAUUAAAGCUUCAUAGGGCUUUGGCUUUCUUCGUGCUUCUAGUGUUGCUUUCAAGUAAUCACUGGGUAACUGAAUGAUUCGGUUUUUCAAUUUUUUUUGGACACAACUAUGAACAGAGUCACACUCCUUUUGAGUGUGACCCUGUUCUAAGAACUUUUGUGUUAUUUUUACGUUAUGUAGCAUCGAAAAAUUUAACAACGCAUUUGACAUAAUACAGUUCCUAUUUUGGUACAGGCAUCCGUCCGAAAAUAUUACAAUUGGUAAUUUUCUUUGUAAGCAGUGACGUUCUAAGCAGUCUAAGAAGCAAGAAACGAAGGUCGAGGCACACAAUGAAGAAUCAAUUUCAGUGAACCAGUAGCACGUUGCGUCGCUGGUGCCACAAUCAAAGAUGGUAAAAUGAUGGCAGCAAAGUUUCGUUUUAAAAUAAAGAUUAAGGUAAGGUGCAACUUUCACUGCCUGCAAGUCCAUUGUGAGCAGAAUAAGUUCGUUAUUCUAUGCUUUUUGUUUGUCUCUAGCUUUUUCGUCUCUUGCUUGAUCCUUGUUUAAAAUGUGUUUUUUCCAAACCCUUUCUUCUACAUUUUGGUCGCAACAUAGAUCACACAAAUCUUUUUUGGGGCGAAAUAGCGAAAAGUUCUCUUGAAACUUAUUUUCGAAUAUUUUUCUGCAUGAAAUAGGCAAUCCAUUUUCCGUACAAUAGUUCUUGUAAAUUUCAUAAAGAUUUGAUAAUGAUUUUAUUUCCUCGUCCAAAAAAAGCUUUGUGGAGUCCCUGCGUACAUAGUGUAAAGGUCUUUUACCAACUGAUCAAAAAAUUCUUUUAAAGGAAUAUUACAAGAUUUUCGGACACUAUAGCUAUUUUCUCUGCUUGACUGGUUCAAUUUUUCCUUUCCGGUAUGCAUUGCUAGCACUGAAUUCUUAACCCAACUCUGGACUAUGAAAGGUUUUGGAGCAAGUGUAUUCAGAAACAUUUCUCUGCAUACAGUCCAGGUGUUCUCACCAUCAUUUAGAGUAUAUACGAAGGUUCCAAGUCUCCUAGAGUUUUCAUCGCUACUUUUUGUACACCUUUUAAUGCCAAUUCGAGAAAGAUGAGAUGAAACAAAUACUUUUCUUUGAUCCCACGUCAUGUUUUUCCAAAAUUCUGUAAAUAUUUUGUUUCUUGUAUCAUCUGAAAUUUUGCUGCAGAAUCUGACCUUUGAUGUUUCACAUUUUUUUUGACGCACAACGUGGCUCAAGUUUUCUGGCUCUUCUCAUUGUAUUAUAUUUCACUUUUCCUUCUCUUGAGCGAGUGUAACCUAAAUACGCCUGUCUUGUCAUUCUCAUCUUCUUUGUUCUAUUUUUUUUCCCACUUUUCUGGAUUACCAUUCUUGCAUCUUUUUCGGCCUUUCUUCAUAUUUCCAUAUUCCUUUUCAGUCUCAGUAACGUACUUACUUUCAGAAGAAGAAUCAGUUUCAUGAAUGUCAGUUUCGGAAAUAUAAUCUGCAUCAGUUUCCUUAGAUGUAUUAAUUAGAAAGUGAGUGAGGCAAUGACUCACAUUAUCACAGUCAGUGUUUGUAGCAAUAACAUUAUGGCACUCAUUUGAAAAUGAAGUGAAGGAACGACUAAUAUCACAGUCUUUCGUAGUCUAAUUUGAUUCUUUAUUACUAUUGAUGUUAAUCUAUCACAGUUGGGAAAUUCAAGUUCCUGUGUAUGAAUGAAGUAAAAAAAUGAUGGACACUGAUUCUAUAUCCAGUGAGUCUAAAUCUAUCAACUGAUGUUGAUGAACAACUACUCUAGCUUCUGGUUCAUUCUCCAUUUCAGUUUCAGUAACGGUGUUGUCGACUUCGAGCUUUUUUUUCAUUGUUAUGUACUUUUGCAGCUAAUUCUAAUAGUUUCUGUGUUCUAUUAGACAUUAUUUAAAUCUGCAAUCAAAAAAAAACUAAAUUACACAUUACGAAAAAUCAAAUAGGAGAUUUUAAUUGUUACUUCUUAGUUAUGUACUAUUUUUUUUUAAUCUAAUAACAUUUAACUUCAAGUAAGAAAACAGAAGUUACUCGAACUGUUUGAAAGAAACAUCACCUAUCUGAACGACAAUUAAUUUAAGUGCUUUUCGCAGUGAUUACAUUAGAUAGCAUCUCAAAAACUUCACAAAAAGCAGACUAUGUUACAGUUAGUAGCUAUUGUGCAUAUUUUAACCUCUAGGCCAAUAACCAAUUAAGUCCAAAAAGUCAUUUUGUUGGUACUUACCUUAGCAGAAACAGUCACAUCAAACUACUCUACACAGUAACUGCCAUUACGGUUUCAAAUAGGAGAUAUUGCCAUGCGCAGUAUAAAAGCAAUUUGAAAUAGGAGGUAUUAGAAUACAAAGAUUAUGUAUAUUUCUAUUCGAUCCGCAAGAAAAUUUUACAGGUUAUGGUAUAUUAGUCUCAUUUUCGCUUAAAAUACAGAUAGGAGGUAUUAGUAGCUCACCGACAAUAAGAUAAGUCUAAUACUGUAAAUAUUUACAAAUUAAUUUAUAUGAAAUUGUAUUUACUGCGGUUUUAUCAAUAUGUUUUACGUAUCUCUUAACAUACGACGGAUGUUCGUACAGUAAGUUUGAUUUUGAAAUAUGAUUUCGAUAUAGCUUCCCUGUUUUUUCAAGCACUUGUCAUAUAAUGACGUGUUCUUUUUGCCACUAUUUUUGACCGUCACCUUUUCUCCUUAUACUUCCUUAUACUUAUACAUAGUUGUUGAAGUAUUUCUAAUAACUUAGUCAUUUGAAACAAGCGCUACGAUAUCCAACAAACAGCGAGUCCAAUUUAUUGUUAUGUUUUUCUGCCGCUGAACUGCGAUCACAGCGCUGUCUUAGAGAAUAAGAGACGAACUUACUUUACGAAUGUAUCUCGUAUAUUAAGCAACUGCAACUACAACGUCUUCUAGUCUAUAAUUAUUAUUUAAGUCUCAAAUCUAAAGCUUCCUAUUAAUUUACUUUUGUAAUGGCGCUAAUAUUUAGAUAUAUUUUAUCUAUACUAGUGGUAGUCUAUAUUUUUGUAUAUAUCAAAAUUCAAAGAAUUAAAUUUAUUAGUUACUAAGUUUUAUGCAUUUGAUAUGUAUGUUAUUGUAUGGCUAUAAAUUUGUUCAAUAAAAUGUUUCAAGAUUAGCAAACGGUGCUAAUAAAAAAUGUACAAAUAGAUUUUCAUCUAUAAAAUUAACUUCAUAUGUUUCUUUUGAAUAUUUAAUUAACACUUAACCCUUGAAUUUGUUUACCAAUAAUUUGUUUCAAUUAUUCAUUUGCAUUUCAUUAUAAGAAUUAUAAUAACGAUUCAAUAAAAUAAAAAGAAAAUAAAA
Molecule: messenger RNA, 8243 nt
Organism: Diorhabda carinulata
Lineage: Eukaryota; Metazoa; Arthropoda; Insecta; Coleoptera; Chrysomelidae
Product: putative leucine-rich repeat-containing protein DDB_G0290503
Exons: 9
Coding region: 146-3151 (1001 amino acids)
Molecular function (GO): protein binding
Source: RefSeq, a predicted model, not a curated record